CAGAUGCUCUGUAAAUCAUUACAACAAACAUUUCUCCUCUCGCUCGUGUAAUAAAAGCAGCUCAGGUCAGGGACGGCGAGACACAGCGAAUUCAAUGGAUGUCGCCGAGGACAACAACGUCAUCGCGCCGUUCGUCGUCAAGACUUAUCAGAUGGUCAAUGAUCCGACCACUGAUAAUCUCAUCACCUGGGGACGAGCCAACAAUAGCUUCAUCGUUGUUAACCCUCUUGAUUUCUCUCAACGACUCUUGCCUGUUUUCUUCAAGCACAACAACUUCUCGAGCUUCAUCCGUCAACUCAACACAUACGGUUUUAAGAAGGUGGAUCCAGAUCGGUGGGAAUUUGCGAACGAGUGGUUUCUACGAGGCCAAACGCAAAUAUUGAAGAACAUAGCGCGAAAACGACAUAAUAAAAGCGGAUUAUAUCCGCUUAACAAAUACGACGAAGAGGAAGAAGAAGAUUUAUUAACGGAGAUUUCGAGAUUAAAGCAAGAGCAAAAGAUAUUAGACCUUGAAGUCGAGGGAAUGACGAAAAGAUUAGAAGCCACCGAAAGGAGGCCGCAACAAAUGAUGGCGUUUCUAUAUAAAGUCGUCGAAGAUCCCGAAAUAAUUUCUCGAAUGAUGCUCGAUAAAGAUCGAACACGGAGAAUCGGAGAGAAAAAAAGAAGGCUAAUGACGAUAUCUUCGUCGACAAAUUCAUCGCAUUCUUCGUCGGAAAUGAUGGCGACUACUUCGUUGAAGAGUGAAGAGGAGGAGGAGAGGGCCACGGUGGGGUCCAUGUCGUCGUCGGAAGGGAGCUUCGACGGCCAUUCUCCGUCGUCCGAGACGGUGUUACCGGCGUGGUUGAUGGGUCAGAGAAGGCAGCUGAGGAUGAUGGAAACGCAGCCUUUGGUUGCGCAAGCCGCGUACAACGGAGGAGGAUAUGCCGGUGUAUCUCCGCCUGUUGACGGCGGCGGCGGCGGUGAUAUGAGUUUCUUCGCCGGAAAUUCUAGUCUACUGCCCUAUCCUUUCUCACUGCUGGGAGGUGAAUUUUAGUAUGUAAUUUUUUUUUACUGUCGCUAUUUUAAAUUACUAGAUUCUGUGAUGAAUUUUAAAUUUUAGUGCUCUGGAAAUAUUUUGGAAACACUAAUUGCUUUUGUUU
Molecule: messenger RNA, 1139 nt
Organism: Daucus carota subsp. sativus
Lineage: Eukaryota; Viridiplantae; Streptophyta; Magnoliopsida; Apiales; Apiaceae
Product: heat stress transcription factor C-1
Exons: 2
Coding region: 95-1033 (312 amino acids)
Biological process (GO): regulation of transcription by RNA polymerase II; cellular response to heat
Cellular component (GO): nucleus
Molecular function (GO): DNA-binding transcription factor activity; RNA polymerase II cis-regulatory region sequence-specific DNA binding
Source: RefSeq, a predicted model, not a curated record